AUGCUGUUUCCCCCUUGCAAAGUUGACAUUGACAGACUACCAGAUGAAUUUAAAAAAGAAGGUCUGAAGGAUGAAGAAGCUGUAGCUAAAGCGAAUAAAAUUAUAGAUGGAUUGAAAGACGGUGGGGAAGCUAGAUUACCUCAUUUACGCACAUUGAGUGGAGCAGCAGAACCACCGGAAAAAGUUUUAGAUGGAAACGGAAAUGUCAUACGCCUUAUUGGUGAAGAUAAAGAUGGUAAACCAGUUGAAAUGGAAUAUUAUAAGCCAAACAAAGAUAAUCCUUCAGGACAUCCUUGGACAUUGCCAGAAGGAAAUUAUACGGGAAAAAAUAAUUGUUUGUUUAAUGUAGUCGCAGCACAAGUAGGAGAAGAUCCAAAUGAAUUAACAGAAAAUACUGCUAUUCUAAUGGAAAAUGGUAUAGAAAAUCUUGCUAAUCAGGCUCAGGAUAUUAAAUGA
Didymodactylos carnosus is the source of this 456-nucleotide messenger RNA. NCBI's taxonomy places the organism in Eukaryota, Metazoa, Rotifera, Eurotatoria, Philodinida, Philodinidae. The record is from the annotation of a GenBank genome assembly.